Dipodomys ordii (Ord's kangaroo rat) is the source of this 520-nucleotide messenger RNA. It is a transcript of the gene Triap1, whose product is annotated as TP53 regulated inhibitor of apoptosis 1. The record is from RefSeq and is a predicted model, not a curated record. The transcript is spliced from 2 exons. NCBI's taxonomy places the organism in Eukaryota, Metazoa, Chordata, Mammalia, Rodentia, Heteromyidae.
AUGAAUGGUGUCGGGGAGGCUUGCACUGACAUGAAGCGCGAAUAGGACCAGUGCUUCAACUGCUGGUUUGCUGAGAAGUUCCUCAAGGGGGAUGGUUCUGGGGACCCGUGCACCGAUCUCUUCAAGCAUUACCAACAGUGUGUUCAGAAAGCAAUAAAGGAGAAAGAGAGAAAGAUUCCUAUUCAAGGAUUGGAGUUCAUGGGCCAUGGCAAAGAAAAGCCUGAAAAUUCUUCUUGACUCUGCUUGUCACCUUGAAAAUGGAUUCCUCAUAUCAGGAAAUUGAGAGGACUUUGGAAGUUGUCAGCUUAAGGCUAUGAAGUCAUUACUAUUUAAUGAGUUUGGGAGGAAGUUGCCUCUUCCUCCCACUUGUAAAGAUGCUGCUUUGAGAUGAUUUCUCACUUGCUUUGGCAUUUCACAGGAAUUCACUGUGCUAAAGUGAACAAUUUCUUGGGAUAUGGUUGCAAUAUAUGGUCUGGAAUCAACUUCAAAUAUACCUUCAGCAUAAAUCAUGAUAAGCUAG